AUGAAGACAGCACGCGUGACCGGUGUCUGCUCCGGAGNGAAGGUCCCGCUGCGCAUCAUCUUCAAGGGUACGCCUUUCGUCCCGCCUGCCACGCCCGGGAAGGGAAAGGCGACUCAGCCGCGGAAGAACUCUAUCGCGUGGGAGGUACUUCCUGCGAACCGCUCCAAGCACGGGGUCCCCGUGGGAGGCAUGUCCUUCGGGGUGCAGGAGGAGAGCUGGUGUGACCUGCGGGAGUGCAAGGUCUGGAUCAAGGACAGCUGGAAGCUCCGUCCCAACAACGGCAGCAUCGUCCGGCAGCGCCGAUGCAUCUUGGUGCUGGACGACUUCAAGUGCCACAAAGACGAUGGCUUCAUCGCGGCCCUCAAGAGGGAAGCCAACACCAUCGUCAUCUUCAUCCCAGGCGGGUUGACUCCUCUCCUCCAACCGCUGGAUCGCAUGCUCAACAAGCAGAUGAAGCGGCUGCUGCGGCGGGGCAUGUACACGGCACACACGGCAAAGGCGGCCAGGGACCCCAAGACGGGCAAGCUGGUACCGUUGGGGCGUGGGGCCGUCGCUACUUGGUGCAAGAACGCGUGGGCAUCCAUUACCCCCGAGACAGUCAAGACUUGCUUCAAGAUCUGCGGCCUCACGCUCGCGCUCGACGGCAGCGAAGACCACGCCUGGUGCCUGCACAACUUCGGGGACGGCUACCGCGAGCUCCUGGAGCAGCAGCGCGUCGAAUGGCUUGCGGAACACCCCAACGUGACUCUGCCGCCGCUCCAACUUCCGAAGCAUGGAGUCAGCGUGAAGUGUCUGAAACCUGACCAGGAGAGUAGACUUGGGAGCACUUGUUGGUCUGCCCCAAGGAAGCACGAGGGAGGCUGCUGCAGCCAAGAGGUAUUUCGGAGGAGAUCUAUUUCUUUGGAGGAGAUCUACUUGGCGCGGGCUGCUGGGGGCAUUCACAUAUCGGCUGGAACGGGAGGUUUGAAUCUUGGCGGCUCUCGGUUGCAUCAAAUUUGGGCCAUUUCAUCCGAGCACAAGUCGCCGGAGACGGAAGAGCGCCUUGGUGUCGUCCGCAGUGAAGGAUCUACUGGCGGUCAGGUCGAGUCGGCGUUGGGGACGGGAGGGGGUUCAUUUCCUCCGUCUCAGGUUGUGGCGGGCGCUGUUGCGGCGGCCGCGAGGGCUGCUGCCGAUGGCGUGGAUUCACCAGCAGGUGACGUGGCUUCAACAACGCAAUCAUCCGCAGAUGUUGGUGUUGCCGAGAGCAGUGGGUUUCCGACGCAAAGUCAUGCUCGGGCCUUGGCUUCCAGCGGGGACCGCCAGCCGGAGCUCGGGCGUGCGGAUGACCAAGUCCAGGCCCACGUCAUGUCUCGUUUGGCCCAUAUGUCGGUGGGUGCUGCGGCGGGGGGAGAGCCCAGCGAGGGCACCACGCUCGCGUCUGAGAAUGCGGAAAAAAUCGCUCGUCUGGAACAAGGCCAGACGAACAUUGUGGCGCAGCUUACCGAGAUCGCUGGGUUGCUGAAGAACCUCCGGCCGGAGUCGGGGCAGGAUGGGAGUCGUGGGCCCGGGGGCUCGGGAGGCCUCGGUCUGGUGCCGGCGUCGUCGCCGUGGGGCGGGGGCGCGGGCGGGGGGGCGAGUGUGCCCGCGAGGUCCAACGCCAAAGAGGAGGCGAGGAGGGAGGCCACCAUUUGGCAGGCCAAAUACAAUCAGACACUCUGGGUACUUCGGGGGCAGCGGGGGCCGGAGCCCGGGCCACAGAAAGAGGACCUGCAGGGAUUGAUGAGCGAUAUCGUUCACGUCACGGGCGACGUCCUCGCCCAGAUGCGUGCGUUUUCGUCUUUCGACGUCAAGAGCUUCCGGCCCGUGGGGGUCGCCCGUACGUCGUCUAUUGCAGACAACUUCGACGUGAUGUGUGAGGCAGUGAUGCGGCUGUUGAAGUUUGGUCUAGAUUCGUCCACGACCGCGGGUGUGCAAUCGCUGCGGCGGUUGGAACCCAUAGCCACAGCCAUGGCGGACGCACGCUCCAGGUUUCGGACUACUCUCGUGCGGAAUAGUGAUGUGUUUCCGGACGAGUACCAGCGGGCGGCACUGCCAAGGUUACCGAACGAGGACUUCAAAUUGUGGACAACGGCGAUCAUCACCUGGAUGUACCCCUUCACGAAAAUGCAUUAUCCGCCGGACGCGUUCGACGGACACACCUUGCCGCCGGUGCCCGAGUUCCCCAACAUCAAUAACUUCUGUGAACGGGGGGUCAAUCUAUUCCGGCUGGUCCUGAGUGACGGAGGAUCCCUCCCCGGAACAGGAGAGUCGCGGGGCGGGAGCGGCAAGCGUAAGGCGGGCCAACUGGAUCGGGGUGAUUCAUCGUCACGGAAGCGUGUCACAAGGGAGUGCUUCCAGUUCCGCGACUCUGGCACGUGCUCUUUCGGCGACAAAUGCAGGUUUGAGCACGUGAAGCGCCGAGAUUCGUCAAGCACCGGAAGUGGCAGUGGGGGGGGCGGGAGUCGCGGUGGGGGGGGGCGCUCGUCGGCUGGUGGUCAGGGGGGCGGCGUCGCCCGGAGAGGAGGACAGGCUGACGGUGGCGACGGUGGUGGCUCGUCGUCGGCCUUGGCGGUGCGGGGUGGCAGCAAAUAGGGGUGCGGGCUCCGCCGGGUGGCGGGGCCAACUCCAGUGUCGGUUCCAGCUGAGAGGCCGCAACAGCAGCCAGGUCAUAGGGAGAUGGCGUCCCGGGCCUUGGCUGGCGUGGGGAUCCGAGGCGAGCGCUGGGAGGGCUUGCCCGGAGUGGCUUCCGACUUGGAGUCAGAUCGUGGAGUUAGGCCCGAAGGAGCGCGAGUUGUGCUCCACCGUGCUGGCUUCGAGCUCGUCCGGCACGCACUUGCGCCAUCGUCUGAACGAACUUACCUGGGAUUUUUUGGAGCGUGGGUGAAGUUUCGAGAGGACGUUGUGGGGAGACCGGCGUUUAUGAUGCCGUCGUCUCCAUCGCCGGAUAUUGUUUCGCAAUUGUUGGAGUACGUGGCAUACGCGUUCACGGUGCUGGGCUUGAGGCAGACGACGAUAGCUGGUCAUUUGUCUGCUGUUAAAUUUUUUCAUCGUUUGGCGUAUGCGAUGGAAGUUGAUACAUGUCAUUCUUUGAUCAAGCAAGCGCUCAAAGGGGUGGCGCGAGGGCAUGCGGGUGUUGGUGCGCAGCAACGGGUGCGACGUCCGGUGUCGUGGUCGAUGCUGAAGGAAGGGGGGCGUCUGGUGCCACAGUGGGGCACGGGUGGGCGCGUGUUGUUUCUGGCGUUGAGUGCGUCAUUUUUUUUCUUGAUGCGGGCAUGCGAAAUGUUCGCUGUGUCCUCGUUGGCCAUGGAUUCUUGUCAUGGGUUGCGUCGGGGGGACGUGGCGUUUUUUUUGGGUUCUCGCCAGUUGCCUCCGGAACGGAGGGGAGAGGCCGACAGAGUCGAGGUGCGGUUUCGGUCGUCCAAAGGCGACCAGUUUCGGAAGGGCGCCGUGUGUACGCGGGCGAGGCCGGGGCCUCCCCAGUCUGUGGAGUGUGGGGGGGGUGCAGUCGAUGUGAUGAUUGAACUCCUUUCAUGCUUCCCUGUUCUCCCUUCGUCUGCUCCGUUAGUCGCGUUCGGAACCGGGGAGGGGCGAUGGUCCGUGUGGACUCGUCGUCACGCGACGGAAGCGCUGCGGCAAGUCGUGUCGUUGGCGGGUCUGCCGUCGUCCGAGUACGCGUUGCACUCCCUUCGGAUUGGGGGCGCCACGUACUUGGCAGCGGGGGGAGCGUCGCCAGAAGUUCUGAGACGAGAGGGGAGAUGGACUGGGGAAUCGGGGUAUCGGCCGUACGUAAGGAACCAUGGGAAAGAUGCAGAGUGGGUUUCUAGUACCUUGGCGUCGGAGGGUGAUUCAGAGAGGCAACCAGGACAGGGUACAGAGUGGGGUGACGUAGUCCCCGAGGCUGGUGAGGGCGAGCCGUAAAAGGAGGGGGGAGUGAAUGCGAUCAGGGUUUAUUGGUCGGUACAAGAGUGGGAACCACGGUAGGGGGGGAGAGAGAGUACAGAUCAGUAUGGAAACCAGUCCGCAGUUAGGUUGGGGGCAGGCAUGACUUUGAGAGUAUGCCUGAUGGUGCGGUGACUGGUUUAUACUGAUGGUGUUGUGGACGGGGAUAGGUUGAGAUCCCCGAGUUCCGCUCUUCUCUCCCCCCCCUGUUCAAGCGUGGGGGGGUACGACCAAUUAAUGCAAUUUCGAAAGCAACGAACAAAGCAGAAGAUUGCAGAGACAGAGGCGUUGAAAUCUGAGUUUUGUGAGGAGCGGAAGAUGAAAUAUCUGUUGGCCAAUCAGAGUGCAGCAGCAUGGAGUCAGCGUGAAGUGUCUGAAACCUGACCAGAAGAGUAGACUUGGGAGCACUUGUUGGUCUGCCCCAAGGAAGCACGAGGGAGGCUGCUGCAGCCAAGAGGUAUUUCGGAGGAGAUCUAUUUCUUUCCCACCCACCCACCCUUUUGCUUUUGG
Messenger RNA from Ectocarpus sp. CCAP 1310/34, 4467 nucleotides. The record is from the annotation of a GenBank genome assembly. Lineage: Eukaryota; Phaeophyceae; Ectocarpales; Ectocarpaceae.